Messenger RNA from Dinoponera quadriceps, 3625 nucleotides. RefSeq lists its product as uncharacterized. Lineage: Eukaryota; Metazoa; Arthropoda; Insecta; Hymenoptera; Formicidae. The coding region runs from base 482 to 1150 and encodes 222 amino acids. The record is from RefSeq and is a predicted model, not a curated record. The transcript has 6 exons.
CAAGCAAGGGUGUCGUUUGCCACCCUCGGUCACAGUCACCCUCUCGCGUUUUGCGCAUCGCAGGCGCCUCGCCUCGUCACCGACCGAAUUACGCAUCACCGACCCGCGGCUUUUCGCGUUUUUCGCACGACAACACGACGAGAGCGCGCGCGCGCGCGCGCGCUCCCGCACUCUCUCGCGUGAAUCCCGUCGCGCACGCCAACACGAAGACGGUGGCACGCGUCGCACGGGUCGUUCCAUGUUUCGUUUUCGCGGCCAGCGAGAGUUAUUGAUUCCCAUCGGGAACCGCGCGACCGUCCGGCCAUUCGCCAACACUCGCAGAGCACACCUGCCGACGACGACGCGCUUCACCUACUUUCGCACCCACUUCUGUUUCUUCUUUCCCGUCGGUACCGACGUGAAGUGUGCUGCAGUAAUAAUCGACUAGACCUUAUUCGAGGAAUUAGAGAGAACCGACUCGCGUUAAUCCGCAACAGCCAACAUGAAGAUCGUACUGUUGAACAACUUUCUGCACUUCUUCAACCUGAAGCAGGGAACGGUGCUGAUCGCGAUACUACAAUUGUUCAUAACCGGAUUCACCCUGAUAUUCUUCGUCCUGGCGAUGGCGCACGCGAUAGGGAUUCAGGAGAUGGUGGUGAGAGACACCGAGGACGCCCUCGAGAGGGAGGCUUUGGAGGAGAUCUCGUCGAACCACCUCAACACGAAAAGAAUGGACCUUGCGCAUCACAACGCAACUGAAACGGUAUAUUCCAUGUAUUGCGGCCUCGUCAUGGCGAUAAUCCACUUCAUCAGCACGAUCAUGCUUCUAUACGGGACCCUGACGAAUAAUCGUCACUGUAUGACACCCUGGAUGGUGGUCAUGAUGAUCAUCAUAUCGUCUCUCGUGAUCUCGCUAUUCUUGGUAGGCGAGAAUUGUCCCUUCAUCGCUAUCUUAGGCGGAAGAGCGAAUUUUUACGAACGUAUGAUCGUCCUCUGCGUGGUGGUCGCGAACUUCUAUAUCUGGUUUGUGGUGUACAGUACUUACAAAAGUCUGGAGACGAAGAGGGGACUCAUGCAUGAGGUGCACUGCGUGAAGAAAAAGUACGCAGUGCCCGCGUUGGAGAUGUCGAAGGUGAUCCCGACCUCGGCGAAGAAGCCCUUCGAAGUUUAAGGAUAUUGUCGUACCGAAAGUAGCAACGGAGAAUUCGCGCGUUACAAUGGUAGGAAUGAGACCGGUGGUCUCGCGAAAGCGCAAGAUCCAGCCGGAAGAUCGUGCGCUUUCGGGCGAGUCGCACGCUCAGUCACGGUCGGGACGGUAAUUUCGGAACGAUUACGAAGUCGCAGGUGAUACGAAGUAAUAUCGGCUCAAAAGGCGAGCAAUCACGAAAAAUCAGUGACGAACAGUCGGAACGAAAAGACAGUUCACCGUGGGAAGCUCAAGGGCAAAAAUGGUCGCGUUUCAACGUUCCUUCUCUUUCGCUGGUGCAUUCUAUCGUGUGCACGGUAAAAAACAUUGUGUACUUAUGUUAAAACCGGCCCUUGUUAAAAUGAUCCUCGGUAUAUGAUCUCAUUUCAAUACGACGCACACAGAUUCUAACGCUGCGCUUAGGUCUUAAUUGAGCAACUGCAUGUCAUCUAUUGUAUGCGCACACGUCGGCCUGUUCCGACGGGUAAAAUUAUUCACCGAAGUUAGUCUCACCGCUGAUGCGAAUGCGCACUUCUCUUCGCGCGCAAGACUGAAUUUAAUUUAACGUACGACACGAAACGAAACCCGGGAGAUUCGCUUGAUCGUCGUCGUUAGUCAAUCAUUCGAUCGACCGAUCAAUCGGUCGUGACCCGUAAAUAACGUAGCGCAUCCUCGAAUCGCGCAGAUAAUCGUCGGUAAAACGGAGCGGUUGUUUUGCGGGUGGCAUUGAUGAGUAAUUUUAUUUCGUAUCUCAACCCAACUGGUUUGUGAAAUUACAACCUUGUUAUUUACGGCAAUAUCCCGAUAUAAAGUGUAGUCAUCUCUUGUGUAUAUGUAUAUUAAAUGUAAGGGGAAAACGUAAAAAUAAAAAAAAAAUUACAAUAAUCCAAUAAGUAUACAUGUAUAUAUGUAUAUGUUUAUACAUGGUGUAUUCUCGGCUUAUGAAACAAACGGGGACGAACGAGCGCGCAUGUUCGUUGAAUAGUCACGAAACGCAAUGUACUUGCAAUGAUGAUUUACAUAAAGUCGUCGAGAAAUUCUCGGAUUUUUCGAUGAUGCGCGUCAAACGAAAGAAAUACGUUUCUUUUGUAUCUAGGAAAACACGUGAUCCAGUAAGACAGGGUUGGCCGGAAAAUUCCAAUAAGCGGAAAACCCAUGAUAAAUUCCAGUUCUAACUGUCUCGGACUCUAUCUAGUGGAAUAAACUGGCAAAAACUACAACUAUAAAACUAUAAAAAAGACUAAUAUAUAAUACUAAAAUAUAUUUAUGUAACUUUAUGCAAAGAGAUAUUUCCGCUUUAAUUAGUAAAUCCUAUCGAUCGUUAUGAUUUAAGGAAAAUCGAAACCAGUAUGAUAAAAAAGUCUGUUUUAAUUAAAAUUGACGUGUAAAAUAUGUGAAGUUCUUAAGACAAAAACUUGGAAGAUAUAAAUGUCACUCGAUUUUAUAUCAGUUUUUGGAUUAAUGGAGAAAAAACAAUAGUAUAAUAUUAAAAAUUCUUGCCAGCAUAAAUCUGGUUUGCGUAUACGUUUACUUUAACGUUAUUACACCUUUGAGGAUGCUGUUUCGGUCGUGGAAUUUUACACAUAUUAAUAUUCCACAAGCAAUACAUUUCUGCCUAUUAACGUUAACAAUAGAACAGAAUACAAAGCAAACGCCCAUAUAGCGUUUUUGUGUCUUCCUCCUGAUACAUUUUUCAAAUUACUCAUGUUAAAUGAUCUCACCAGCAAACAAUAAAAGCGUAAUAAUUAACACAUCUGUGUGAAAAGAUUCAUAGAAGUGUGAAUAUAUGAUCGUGCAUGUUUUACUUGUUUUUUUACGUGCAGAUUCUUGCGCGUGGAAUCAUAGCUAGGUCUUUUUAGGACUGCCUGUGAAUUAGAAUAUCGAUAAAAACGUUUUCUAUUUAUUUUAUCGUUUAUUCGUGAUCAGUUUUUCUGGAAAAUAUCGAUUUUCACCAUUUAUCCAAAAAAUCCGGAAUUUUGCCAACCCUGCAAUAGGGACUAGUACGGUCAAUUUCGACUAUCCGGGCACGUGAAUCUUUCAGUAACUGAGUAAACGUCAGGCUGAGUAAAUUCCUGAAGAAAACUUAAUUUCAGACGGCAUUAUCAUCCGUAUCGUUAGAAAAAUCAAUAACUUUAUAACGUCUGAAAUUAACCGUACUCUCAGUUACUGAAAGACUCGGGAUGCCCGAAUAAUCGAACAUGACAGCGCUGAUAUGGACACGUGAUUUGCAUUGCAAGGCUUUUCACGCAAGCGAGAACGAAAUAUGAUCAGCUGUAUCUCGGAGUCGCGAUGAUAUUUAUGGCCAACGUUUGAUUUCUCAAUUAAUUGCGCAGCGUCCUUAUCUAAAGUGUAAGAAAAAAGAUGAGUAUCACACGCCAACGAGUAACUCGCGAUGUUCCCCGGCGGUAACGAGAUGUCACCCGCGGACAUUCCCUUCGUUUGUUGCGUUGAAAAAAAAAA